CUGCCCUCAUCUCCGCCGUUGCCAAGGUUUCCGUGUACGCGCUGCCUGCGAGAGCGGAGCCGCGCGAUUGUCACACAGUAUUGCCAGACAUGGCGGCGGAUCUACAACCCGAGUGGAUUUCUUGUCUCCCUUCUUCCUGGAGUUAUGGGGUUACUCGGGAUGGACGCGUCUUCUUCAUUAACGAAGAAGCCAAGAGUACAACCUGGCUGCAUCCAGUAAGUGGCGAGGCGGUAAUAACCGGGCACAGAAAAACUCCAGACCUACCCACUGGAUGGGAAGAAGGAUAUACUUUUGAGGGUGCACGGUGCUUUAUCAACCACAAUGAACGGAAGGUGACCUGCAAGCAUCCUGUCUCAAGCUUACCCUCACAAGACAAUUGCAUCUUUGUCGUCAACGAACAUGUGAAUUGUGGAAAAUUGUGUCACCCAUCGUUUAGCAGAUCUGCCUCCAAAGUGCCAGCGAAUGAGAACAAGGAACGGCCACUAAGCACCAUGAGUGAGGCCUCCAACUACACAGGCGGCUCGGACUAUGCCGCAAACCCCGGUAGCCCAGCAGGAAGACCAUCAAGACCUUCCAAAAAAGUUCACAACUUUGGAAAGAGAUCCAACUCCAUCCGGAGGAAUCCCAAUGCCCCAGUGAUCAAAAGAAACUGGCUUUACAAACAGGACAGCACAGGGAUGAAGCUGUGGAAGAAGAGGUGGUUUGUGCUGUCUGACCUGUGCCUCUUCUACUACAGAGAUGAAAAAGAGGAGGCGAUACUUGGCAGCAUCCUCCUACCAAGCUUUCGUGUUUCCAUGCUCUCUGUGGAUGAUCACAUUAACAGAAAAUAUGCCUUCAAGGCAACGCAUCCCAACAUGCGGACAUACUAUUUUUGCUCUGACACAGCCAAAGAGAUGGAGUCUUGGAUGAAAGUAAUGACAAAUGCUGCACUUGUGCAUUCAGAGCCAGUCAAAAGGUUGGACAGGCUAAAAGUGGAGCAGUGUGGACCACAAGAGAUCAACCAUUUGGCCAACCACAAGCUGCCGCUCACACAGCCUGAAAUCCAGAACAAUGUACUCAAUCGUGAGGUUGACCGUGAACGCGAUGCUGCAGUCGUCUCCACCACAGCAGAUGAAGAGAGGAAACAGAGAGAUGCCGAACGCUACGGCUUCCAGAAGGAUGGGGCUGAGCCUGAGCGCCCACUCACCAAGAUCAACAGUAUCAAACUGCAGCCAGCCCAGGCAGCAGCCAUGAAAGCUAACAUCACCUCACUGCAGACUCCAACAGAAAUGGAUGGGUCACACCGCAGCCCUCAGGUCAAUGGAUCUGGUGAGCAUUGUCCAGCUGAUGGGACUGGAGUCCCUCCUCAGGGAAGUCCCACCCAUGAGCCAGGCCGCACCCUGAGCAGGACCAGCUCUAUGCAGCAACUAGAGCAGUGGGUCCGCACACAAAGAGGACGCAACCAGGAUGAUGACAGCAGGAGCAUUACGUCAUACCAGACACUGCCUAGAAACAUGCCAAGCCAUCGGGUACCCUAUAUGCCUCAUUAUGCAGAUGGCUACUGCAGCAUGCCCAGAAAUAGCAUGGCACAGCGAGACAGUAUCUGCAGCAUGUCGCCAUCAUUGUACGACCAGGCCCUGGGUCCCUCGCCGGUUGACAAGCGCCGCUCCAUGCGCGAUGACACAAUGUGGCAGUUAUUUGAGUGGCAGCAAAGACAGGCCUACACAAGGCCACCGGGGCUCUACAGCAAUAUGGCUAGUCCCAAAACCAUGAUAAAUUUGUCAGACCAUGCUGCACCAAACCACUCCAUCCCCCCCUCGCCCUCCCAUGGCUCCCUGUCUAUGUAUGGUGGCUACUCUCCGAUGAGAUCCUACACCAUGAACAGUGCUCGUUCAGAGGUAUCCUCGCCCAUUUACAGAGGAGACAUGAGUAUUGACAGACGGCACAGGCCACCACUCAUCAAGUAUGCCUACCCACCUGAUAGGAGGUCUAUGCCUGCAGGGAUCCCAGUCCAGACUGUCACUGCCCAAUCCCUCCAAGGCAAAACACCUGAGGAACUGACUCUGCUGCUGAUAAAGCUGCGGCGGCAGCAGGCAGAGCUAAACAGUAUCCGAGAGCACACUGUAGCACAGCUUAUGCAACUUAACAUGGAUGGCGACAACCCAAAGAACGACAUUCUCUCCCAUCACCUCCAAAGGAACCUCAUGUAUUUGGACAAUCAGAUGAAGGAAAAUGACCCUUUAAUCAUCAUGACUCACACUUUGAUUGAGAACUCUGCCCCAAGGCCUCAACUUUACCAGCAAUUGAGUCCAGAAGAGUACAGGGAGCGUGCCUAUACAUGUAUGCCAGAAGAAGUGGACAUUGAUACCAAACUUAGCAGGUUGUGUGAGCAGGAUAAAGCGGUGAGGACACAGGAGGACAAACUUCAGCAAAUGUACAGAGAGAAGCACACCCUGGAGACCGCACUGCUUUCAGCCAGCCAGGAGAUAGAGAUGGGCUCUGAUAACCCUGCUGCUAUGCAGAGUGUUAUCCAACAGAGAGACUUGCUGCAAAGCGGCCUGCUCAGCACCUGCAGAGAGCUCUCCAGAAUUACUGCUGAGUUGGAGCAGUCAUGGAGGGAGUACGACAAGCUGGAAGGGGAUGUGAUUCUGGCUAAGAACAACCUCCUGGAGCAGCUCGAAUCACUGGGAAGCCCUCAGACGGAGCCUCCCAGCCAACAGCACGUCUGCAUCCAGAAAGAACUUUGGAGGAUUCAAGAUGUAAUGGAGGCCCUCAAUAAACAUAAAGCUCAGAGAAUUGCAGACGGUAUGAACGUGUAUGGGCUCAAGAACAACAACAACAGCAAGCAUGAGGAGGAGGACUCGGUACCCCCACGGCCACCCCUACCCCAGUCCUAUGAGCCCAACCCCCCCAACGUGCCCCCUAUGCCCUCUCAUGCUGGUGUUCGCCCAUCAACACUCCACAGGCCGGAGGACAGGAAGGCCAAUCACAGGAAUGGCACGCACGGCCAGGGCCCAGACUACAGGCUGUAUAAGAGUGAACCAGAGCUCACCACAGUAGCCGAAGUGGAUGAGAGCAAUGGAGAGGACAGAUCUGAACACCCGUCUGAUAGAGAACAUUCUGGAAACAAAGGGCUGUCCUACCCAGUUGGCAUUGUCCCACCCAGGACCAAAUCUCCAGUUCCUGAGUCUUCCUCCAUAGCUUCAUAUGUUACCUUAAGGAAGAGCAAGAGGCCUGACCCCAGGGUGGGAAGUCUAAUGGAGCGUCCACGCAGCGCGGUAGAGCAGCAGCUGUGUGCUGUGGAGAGCAGCCGGCCCAGGAUGAGUGUGGAGGAGCAGCUGGAGAGGAUUCGCCGCCACCAGCAGGGUGCCCUCAGGGAGAAAAAGAAAAGCCUCCACAUCCGGGGUAGCAACCAGGAGAACACGCCCUCUCGCAGUCACUCAUUUACUAAAGAAAACCAUUUUCGCAGCAUGCAGUCCCCUAGGCGCAGAGAUGAAGGGAUAAGCAGUGGCAUUCAGGAGCUGGAGGCCUCACUUAGGCAGCAGGAGGUGGUGAGCGAGCAGGAGACGCCCGCUGAGGAGAUUGCCCGUCUCAAAGAAGCCGAGGCUGACCACUUAAAUGUGGACCGAGAGCUUUCUGUGCCUGAGAAAGUGCUGAUUCCUGAGCGUUAUGUGGAGUCAGACCCCGAAGAGGCUCUGAGCCCUGAGCAGGAGGCUGAAAAGCAGAGGAAAGUUGAUCGCAUCAAAGCCCUCAUAGCCAAAAAUAGCAUGCAGAAUGUGCUGCCUAGUAUGGCUCUAAGCCCAGAGGAGGAGACUGAAGUGGAGGUUACCGUACAGGAGAAAGAGAAGAUGAUUAAUAUCUCCUACGAGCUGGCAGCAGAGGCAUCGAAACGCAGCAAGCUUGUUGCAGUGAAAAGCCUGUCGUCAUCUUCCCCACCUCUGUCUCCUAACACACACCCCCAACUCACUGAUGGGUCUCACUUCAUGUGUGUGUAGUAGCACCACACAGGCUUUGGCCUCAGUGAAAACCUACACAUGAAGGAAAGAGCAGUGGAGGUGUAAAGAUGCUCCUGAAAACUUCCCCAGGGACAUCAGCACAAGGCCACGGCCUACAGAGAGGGAAACUGCCCACUGCGUAUGCUCACUGUGACGUCUUAAGCUCUUAUGCCACUUACAACACUUUCUCUGUUAUUUCCCUUCUUUGGGGCGCCACCCAAUACAGCUUUGAUACCAUUAUUGAUGCAGUUCUGUUAUCAGUUUUUACAAGGUUUUUAAGGUUAUUUUCAUUAUUUAUAUGGUUUUAUUAGGUUCUUGUUUGAAUCUGGGCCAACGUGUGUGUGUGUGUGUGUGUGUGUGUGUGUGU
This is a messenger RNA of Etheostoma spectabile (orangethroat darter), 4341 nucleotides long. Its product is annotated as pleckstrin homology domain-containing family A member 5. The coding region runs from base 90 to 3974 and encodes 1294 amino acids. The record is from RefSeq and is a predicted model, not a curated record. Gene Ontology annotation, cellular component: cytosol. The transcript is spliced from 30 exons. Lineage: Eukaryota; Metazoa; Chordata; Actinopteri; Perciformes; Percidae. Gene Ontology annotation, molecular function: phosphatidylinositol-3-phosphate binding; phosphatidylinositol-4-phosphate binding; phosphatidylinositol-3,5-bisphosphate binding.